Molecule: messenger RNA, 1465 nt
Organism: Aethina tumida (small hive beetle)
Lineage: Eukaryota; Metazoa; Arthropoda; Insecta; Coleoptera; Nitidulidae
Gene: sinu
Exons: 2
Coding region: 398-1078 (226 amino acids)
Biological process (GO): septate junction assembly; regulation of tube size, open tracheal system
Cellular component (GO): membrane; septate junction
Source: RefSeq, a predicted model, not a curated record
UAGUAACGAAUUACUUUGACAAUUAAGCGAACCCGUAGCAAGUAAGAACGAAAAUGAAACCACCAUUCCUCCGUAAUGUUCCGCGUUGACUCACGUACUACUGUGCCGCGUAAAGACGUGCGGUUCCAUGUGCCGCUCCAUGCGAAUACGUGGUCAGUAGGUAAACUGGGCGUCUUGGUGUUCCAUGACAGAGCGUCAGCAGGUGUGGUCAAAAUCAGUUGAGUCAACGGCUCGUUACAAACAAUUCCGCUCCUAGUUACCAACUCGGCGACAAGACGUAAACAAAGUGGCCGCUUAUGUCCUGAAAAUAGUUUCGAAGUGCGUGUGCGGUGCGGUGUCGAGUCGAAGACGCGGAGGAAAGUCGUUUUAGCCUUUUGUUUAUGUUCGGCAGCCGCCCAUGAUGGAGUACGACGAGAACAAGAAACGCUCCCUCGCCGGCAACGUGGGCAUUGGGUUCUUCGUGGUGGCUUUCGUGACUAUAGCGGUGGCGUUUUCGACGCCCAGCUGGCUGGUGUCCGACUACAGGAUCACGGGGGCCAAGUUGGACCGUUUCGGGCUGUGGACGCACUGCUACAGGUCGCUGCAGGACCCCACUAAUCCCAACAGGUUCUUCGUGGGGUGCAGGUGGAUCUACGACCCCUUCACCACGGGCUGGGACCGAAUUCGUGGGUUUUUGGUGCCCGGGUUCAUGGUGGCGACCCAAUUGUUCUUCACCCUGUGCUUUAUAUCGGCCCUGGUCAGUGCCAUCCUCACGCUUUUAUAUUUCUUGUGUUGCGGGCCUGAUAUGAAACAGUUUGUGCUGCUCAUUAAGUUGAACGCGUGGAUUUUGCUGUUCGGCGGUGUUUGUGGGGCCAUUGCGGUCAUCGUGUUCGCCUCCACGGCCAACAGGAAUGGUUGGAUGCCGGGACACGACAACAACUUCUUCGGCUGGUCCUUUAUAUUGGGGUGCAUCGGGGUUGUGGCCAUGCUAGUUGCGUCCACUUUAUUCUUCACCGACAGCUACGUGCAACAACGGAAACGGGACAAACUCAGGGAUUCCCAGUCCAGAUUCGAAAUGGAACGCGAAACGAGGGCCUAACGUGCUUUAAACUCACCGACAAAUCCAAUCCGUCCAUUUGUAUAAAGUCAUGUUUUUAACUCGCGUAGGAUUAGAAUAAAUUUGGUACUUACAGUACCAAAUACCAUUACCUUAAUUAAACCUCGACUUUAGUUUAUUUAAAGUGUUCAUAGUGCCUAAGUUUUUUAUUAUUAUAACGAUACAUUUUGUAGAUCUUUUAUUAUACGAAUAAAUAACGCAGUAUUUGGACAUACAUUCCAUAUAUAUAACAAAUUUAUAUUUAAUUUUUAUAAAAAAUAUGCAUUUUAGGAUGCCUUAAAGUUGCCUUAUACUUACAUACAUAAAGUUGUUUUAUUAUAAAUCGAUAUUGUUGAAUUUUUUAAAUGAAAAUAAAAUUUACCAGUUGAA